Podarcis raffonei (Aeolian wall lizard) is the source of this 2615-nucleotide messenger RNA. Its product is annotated as transcription initiation factor IIA subunit 1. The record is from RefSeq and is a predicted model, not a curated record. Gene Ontology annotation, cellular component: transcription factor TFIIA complex. The coding region runs from base 197 to 1342 and encodes 381 amino acids. Gene Ontology annotation, biological process: transcription by RNA polymerase II; transcription initiation at RNA polymerase II promoter. The transcript has a single exon. NCBI's taxonomy places the organism in Eukaryota, Metazoa, Chordata, Lepidosauria, Squamata, Lacertidae.
CGGAGAGGAGGAGAAGAGGAGCCAGCAGUUUACCUCAGCUCGCGGUCUUCCCUUAAGAGAGAGGCGAGGGGGGUGGGGGGAGGGAGAGAAGUGCUUGAAGGUGCCUCAGCCGCCGCCCGCCCGCCUGCCUGCUCUUGCCUCAGCCGCUGCCUCGUUGGGGGUGUGCGGUGUCCUGCCCGGGGGGUUGGCGCGGGACAUGGCGAGCUCGGCUAAUACAAACCCCGUGCCUAAACUAUAUAGGUCUGUGAUUGAAGAUGUCAUUAAUGAUGUCCGAGAGGUCUUUCUGGAUGAGGGUGUUGAUGAACAGGUUCUUGUUGAACUGAAAACACUGUGGGAAAACAAGCUGUUGCAGUCCAAGGCUGUAGAUGGAUUUCAUUCAGAGGAACAGCAGCUUUUGCUGCAAGUUCAGCAGCAGCAACAACAACAGCAGCAACAGCAGCAACAACAACAGCAACAGCAUGCUCAUCAUCACCAUCACCCACAGCCACAGCCAACAGUUCAGCAGCAGUCCCAGACACAGCAAGUCCUUAUUCCUGCAACACAGCAAGCACCUCAACAACAAGUUAUUAUGCCAGAUUCCAAGCUGAUACAGCACAUGAAUGCAUCGGGCAUGAGUGCUGCAGCUACUGCAGCUACCUUGGCUUUGCCAGCUGGGGUUACUCCUGUUCAGCAGAUACUCACAAAUUCAGGCCAAAUCCUACAGGUAGUUAGAACUGCCAAUGGAGCUCAAUACAUCAUUCAACCACAGCAGCAAGUGGUUCUACAGCAACAGGUUAUACCACAGAUGCAACCUGGUGGGGUACAGUCUCCUGUUAUUCAGCAAGUUUUGGCUCCUAUUCCUGGAGGUAUCUCACAGCAAACGGGAGUGAUUAUCCAACCCCAGCAGAUCUUAUUUACAGGAAACAAAACCCAGGUAAUACCUACAACAGUGGCUGCACCCACAGCAACACAAGCACAGAUUCCUGCAGCAGGUCAGCAGCAACCUCAGCAGCAAACAGCACAGCCACAGGCACCUUUGGUGCUACAGGUAGAUGGAGCGGGUGACACAUCAUCUGAAGAGGAGGAGGAAGAGGAGGAAGAUUAUGAUGAUGAUGAAGAGGAGGACAAAGAAAAGGAUGGAGGCGAAGAUGGCCAAGUUGAGGAGGAGCCUCUGAAUAGCGAAGAUGAUGUGAGUGAUGAAGAAGGGCAGGAAUUAUUUGAUACUGAGAAUGUUGUUGUGUGCCAGUAUGACAAGAUUCAUAGAAGUAAGAACAAGUGGAAGUUUCACCUCAAAGAUGGAAUCAUGAAUCUUAAUGGAAGGGAUUAUGUAUUUUCCAAAGCUAUUGGAGAUGCAGAAUGGUGAAGUUCCUUACACAUAACAAACUCUCAAAGCAAAAGCAGGAGAUUUUGAUUCUUGGACAUAACACUUCAACAGAAAUCUAUAUCUGCGCAUCGGAAAAGAACAGUAGAACCGAGACUGCUAGAACAAAGAAAUAGCAUGGCAACGUUGACACUACUUCAAAUGGGAAAGCUGAGGCAUUGGUGCAGCUAGCUAUGCCUGAAAGCUGGUUUUGUAUUAAUACCUUAAUUAACCACUUCUUCCUAUAGAUAAAGGUAACUAGCAUGUGAGGCUUAAUCUCCCCAUACACUGAUUUGAAGGAACUCUUCUUUUUUGGUAACAAUACUAUGGGAAAAGCUUAGUGUGUCUUGUGUAUAAAUUGUGCUGACCCAUUCUUUCUAGGAGUGGGGUUGGUGAGAAUCUUGCUUAAACUUGCGUGGAGGUUUCUAACCAAACAGUAAGGACUGAAGCAUUGAGUUCUAAUAAUUACCUUGUAUGAGUAAAACUAUUUUUAAAGCCCUUGUGCUGGGUCAUGCAUAAUAAUUUUAUCUACAGUUUUAGGCCUUUUAUAUAAAUUUUGAUCCUGGUACCAAAAUCCUCAUUUGUAUUUUAAAUUUAAUAAUUCUGAAUCUUUCAUUUAAUGCGAUGUUGUAUUUUAAAGGGUCUACCAAUGGAAGCUUUUAAUGUCUCGGUCUUCCUGCUCUUUCGAAAGGUCUUUAAAGAUUGAGCAAAUCUCGUCUGCUAUGUGCUGAAUUAUUGCUUGUCAGAAAUCAGUCUUUAAAAAUAUGAUUUCACUGGUUAACCUAAACUUAAUGUGUAUUCCCAUUGCCAAGUGAGUGUGCACUGCUGGUUAUGAAAUCAGGUUGCAAGUGAGUAUGUACUUUGGGAAAGGGUCUAUCUACAGCAUUGAAAGAGCUUCCACUUUCAUUUCAGUAAUACUGAAAAAUAUAGUGAACAAAAUCACCCUAGCUCUGAUAAUAGAGCAAGCAGUAAUUGCUCAAUUAAUCAGUUCCUCAAUAAAUAGCAGAAAGUUGCUGUUGAGGCUGUUUUUUUCUGUGAUUGUGGCCGUGGUCUUUGGAAAUUAGACUUUCAGAAAUGCAGGGCCUCUUUGCAAUAUGGUGGGGUUGAAGUUCAGGCCAGAUAAUGGAAGACAUGCACUUCCAGAUUUCCUGUGAUAAGAUCUGGAGGAUACUAGUCAGCUGAAAAACAGUGAAGAGCAGAUUACCCCCUUGCCCUUCUUUCAGUGCUUGUGUUUGUAUGAAAAAGGAAACUUAUAAAAAAUGUUUUUCUAUUAAAA